AUUUUGUUUUGAUUAUUAUCCUUAUUAUUAUCAAUAAUUCAUACAAAAAAGCCGCAUAUACAAAAAAGUGAUAGUGUAACGUGAUUUUUUUGGUUUAUUAAAUUAAAUUCAAAAGUUUGUUGGUCUACCGAAAUGGACAAAGAAGAUAUUUGCCAAAUAUGCAACACCACCGUAUCUAAAUACAAUUGCCCCCGGUGUAACAUUCUGUACUGCUCGUUACCAUGCUACAAAUCUGAACAGCAUCUCCAGUGUUCGGAAAGCUUUUAUCGGGAAAAUGUUAUCCAAGAAAUUGCUCUCGUUCGGAAUGAUCAGGAAUCUGCUGAAUCGUCCAAAGCGAUGAUAGACAUUCUGGGACGACUGGACGAGACAGCUGGGCUACAAUUUAACGAAGAUGAAGAGAGCGAUAAUAACGAGGAAGUUGAUUCUGACGAUGGAGAAAAUAUUCGGAGUUUGGCUGAGAGGCUUGGGGUUAUUAAUUUGGAUAAUGCGGAUGCAGUUUGGCAACAACUAACUGAUGAAGAACGAAAUGAGUUUCAGAACAUGCUGGAAAGCGGGGACAUCAGCCAGAUUAUGCCAAUAGUAGAGCCUUGGUGGGAACGGCCAUAUCAGGUAGAACUGAUACAAUCAGCAAGUGGAAACAAACUGUCUGCUGGAGAAAGAAAUCUCAUAGAGAAGUGUCCGCCAAUCAAAAAGAGCAUCAAAGGUUUCAAAGAGAUUUGUAGUAAAGAACCUUCCCCGUUGAUGAAAUACAAUGUGGCUAACGUUUUGGCUGCCUACGCUCUUACUUUCCGUUAUUUUAACGGAGACUUCAAGGAAUGCACCAGAGAGGCGGUCAAUUGUUUGGUUUCGAUUUGCGGAAACUUAAAACAUAACACUGUUUACGAUUCCGAAAAGUUAGCCGUUGCGUCGGUAUGUAGCGAAUGCCAGCAGGAACAGCUUCCGGUCGAUAAUGAAACAAGCAUACUAUUAGCGCAAGAUGUAAAGCAGCUCUUUGGUGGUCCAAGUAAUUGCGGAGAUAAGUACCGGAAACACUUUGUUAUGACUGCUCUUUCAGAUGUUCAUCAUUUGCUAGGAUUGGUCAGAAAGGCAGACAAACGCCCGAACGAAUUUGAAAAGGCUACCAGAGGAGAAUUCAGCAAAAAAUUUAGCGACGAAAUUGGUGAUUUAAUUUAUAUUGAAAGCGAUAGGCUUAAAAGUUGUAGCAAAAAGAUUGACUUUAUGCUUUCAUACGCUAAGGACUACUUGUAGUUAACUGGUUGUAACCGUUGUAACUGGUUGUAAAUAAAUUAUAUAGCUUUGACAACAA
This is a messenger RNA of Armigeres subalbatus, 1306 nucleotides long. RefSeq names its product zinc finger HIT domain-containing protein 2. The transcript has 2 exons. Lineage: Eukaryota; Metazoa; Arthropoda; Insecta; Diptera; Culicidae. The coding region runs from base 133 to 1248 and encodes 371 amino acids. The record is from RefSeq and is a predicted model, not a curated record.